AGAAAUCCAAAGUUGGGGAAAAUAUCUGGCAGUCAUUGUCCAUUUGUUCUAGUUGCAAACUUGCGUGUCCACCGCUAUAAUGAUUCCCAAUACAAGUAUAUCACUGCUGCUUUAAGCCUUUAACUAGCUUUUUUCGUUCUAGUAAACAUCGGAGUUCGCCGAUUUGCACUUGCUUCUCCGACUUUGGACGCUCCUAAACGGUAGUGAUAAAGCUUCAGAGUUAGUAGUCGAGAGGAUGGCGCCGCCAGUUGCUGGAGGUGGAGGCGACGGUGGAGGAGGCGGCGGAGGAGGAGGAGGAGGAAGGCAGCAGCAACAGCAGCAGCCGGGGAUGGGGCAGAUGUUGACGGGGGUAAUUAGAAUGGCUAUUUUCUGGUACUUCGCAUCAAAGUUCUUCUCCCCCAAACGCGCCCCUUCCGAUCCUUCUGUCCAGAUCUCCAAUCUCUUCCACAAAGGCGAACCAUUGGACAUGUGGUUGUAUCUCUCUGAGCAAGAGAAGUUCAAUGACUUUGGGAGUGAAACUGCGCUCUUUUGGCAUGAGACAAAUAUACCUUAUGCUGUUUGGGGACAUGAAAGCUCAAGGUCACUUUCUUUGAAGUACUUUCCAUCUGAGGCUUUGAAGCACAAUGGCAGUCUUUAUGCUCAUGUUUUCUUUGCUCGCUCUGGAUAUUCUCCAGAUCCCAGUGAUCCAGAGUACCAGCCGUUGGCAGCAUUUGGAAGAACACAUCCUGUUGUUACAUAUUUGCCCAAGUCAAAAGCAGAUAAGAAGAAGAGUCUGUUAGGAAACGCUGAAGACUCUAAAGAUGAAUCAGAUGUGCCCAAGGUAGUGGAAGAAGAUAUGGCUGAUUCUAAAGAGGAUGUCCCAGUUGAAUGGGUUUCUUAUUGGAAGCCAAAUGUUACAAUCAGUUUGGUCGAUGAUUUCACAAGAUACACUCAAAAUGCAGUCCCACCAAAUAUUGCUCCUUACUUGAAUAUUGAGCCUACUACAGGAAACUACUUCCCAACUGUGUUCUUCAAUGAGUUUUGGUUACUUAAAGAUAAGUUAAUACCAAUCAAUGACACAGUAACAGAGUUGCCACUGCAUCUUGAGGUUAGCCCCAUAAGCAUGACAAAGUGGCAGCUCUUCCUGCAGAUAGAUCAGUCUUUUCAGAUCCAUCGUAGUUAUGGAAGCAUGCUUGAAGGCGAGUCUGAUGAACUGAAGAGGGUCUUUUUGGAAGGAAACCCAUACCUUCUUGCGAUUACCAUGGUUGUAUCACUACUACAUUCUGUGUUUGACUUCUUGGCAUUUAAGAAUGAUAUUCAAUUUUGGAACAAAAACAAGUCCAUGGAAGGGUUAUCUGCAAAAUCAGUUAUUGUGAACUUUAUUUGCCAGCUCAUUGUCUUCCUGUAUUUACUUGACAAUGAAACUUCAUGGAUGAUACUUGCAAGUUCUGGUAUCGGUUGUUGCAUUGAGUUCUGGAAAAUAGGAAAGGCCAUGCACAUAGAGAUUGACAGAUCUGGUAAGAUACCUAUGUUGAGAUUCCGUGAUCGGGAAUCGUAUGCUGGGAACAAGACAAAAGAAUAUGAUGAUCUUGCCAUGAAGUAUCUAUCCUAUCUCCUCUUCUUCUUGGUUGUAUGCUUUUCUAUAUACUCUCUAAUGUAUGAUCGCCACAAGAGUUGGUAUUCUUGGAUUCUCUCUUCCCUCACAAGCUGUGUUUAUAUGUUUGGUUUCAUCAUGAUGUGUCCUCAGUUAUUCAUUAACUAUAAGUUGAAGUCUGUUGCCCAUCUACCUUGGAGGCAGAUGACAUACAAGUUUCUAAACACAAUUAUUGAUGAUCUCUUCGCAUUUGUCAUAAAGAUGCCUACAUUGCAUCGUCUCUCUGUCUUUCGAGAUGAUUUAAUAUUUCUCAUAUAUCUGUAUCAAAGGUGGAUUUAUCCAGUGGACAGGAAGCGUGUUAAUGAAUUUGGAUUUGGUGGAGAGGAUGUCGAUCAAGCCUCCAGUAGCACAGACGCUACAAUACAGGCCUCCAGUAGCACAGACGCUACAAUACAGAACGAAGACGAGAAGAAAACUAACUGAUCCAAUUUUUCUCGAGUAGAAAUGAUAGUUGUGCGCAUCUAAACAUACGACAACUAUGUUUUGUUUUAGCUUACUUUGGAAAAGCAGAUAGUGCAUGUUUACCUGAUUUUACAAGCAACUUGAGGUUGAUCCAUUUAUGGCAUCAAGUGUUUUUUUCUUUCAAUAGAGAGAUUGUUUUGUACCAUAUUCAUUCCAGAUUUCCAGGUAAAAAGAAAGGAAGCAGAUCUAA
Ipomoea triloba (trilobed morning glory) is the source of this 2285-nucleotide messenger RNA. RefSeq names its product cleft lip and palate transmembrane protein 1 homolog. The record is from RefSeq and is a predicted model, not a curated record. Bases 236 to 2056 code for a protein of 606 amino acids. Gene Ontology annotation, cellular component: membrane; endomembrane system. Lineage: Eukaryota; Viridiplantae; Streptophyta; Magnoliopsida; Solanales; Convolvulaceae. The transcript is spliced from 12 exons.